Molecule: messenger RNA, 4865 nt
Organism: Harpegnathos saltator (Jerdon's jumping ant)
Lineage: Eukaryota; Metazoa; Arthropoda; Insecta; Hymenoptera; Formicidae
Product: Solute carrier family 46 member 3
Exons: 9
Coding region: 1150-4533 (1127 amino acids)
Biological process (GO): transmembrane transport
Cellular component (GO): membrane
Molecular function (GO): transmembrane transporter activity
Source: RefSeq, a predicted model, not a curated record
CAGCGUCUCGCGGACUGCCGUUUGUCAAGAUGACGAAUGAGGCACUAAUUCAACUGCAAUCGGCAACAGCUGGGAAUCGCAACAGCGAGCUUUCCGCUCGCGACAAAAAUUGCAGAAAGACCGUCGCUCCAAGUUUUGCGCACCACGAGAUGUCGCCGAGGUCGUUUCAUCGCCCAGAGGAUGGCUGUCCUGACGAGGUCGUCGUAGUCGGCGAGGAAGCAACGUGGCGAGCGUUUCGGAGCACAUGACCGUCCGCGAACGCCAUCGUUCACACGCGUCGACUGCGAGCGAAUCGCACGUGCGAAUCACGCCGCGUUUUGCAAAGUGCAUGUCGCGCUGCAGCGUCACGAUGCAAUCUCGCGAUUUCCGCAUGCUUUCAGCCGAGUUCUCUCAUGAAUCGCUCGACGAUCGGGUCCGGUGCCGUCGAGACUUCAUGUGACGAUUACGUAAAACCGUCAUCGUCGACGCGGCCUAUGGGGGUAUACGAGCGACGGACAUUGUGAUAGGCAUUCUUGCGCAAUGCUGGAAAUAAAACGCGACCUACAACAGUCCGUUACUGAUCGAGGUCGCGCGAUCGCACGCCGCGUUAAAACACUCGUGUGACGACGGUCUGCAAGGCGACGCGAUUGAAGUCCGGGCCGGGCGAAUCGAAUCGGGAGUGUGCGACGAUCGCUCGAAGAAUUCACGCGUGUUCAGCGAGCGUUUUCCAAGACUGAUUUCAAGAUAGGCUCUCGAGUCGGCUGUUACCCGCGAUUAUGCAAACACAUCAACGUGCCGGGAUGCCGCGCGUGUGUUGCGUACGACUGCGCAGGUGUGAAUCACGUGUGCUACCGGCGACAGGGGUCUCCACACACAGGUAAUCUGGAUAUUAUCGUUCUGAAUUCUGCGGCUGAUAACACGCGCUAUUCUAAUCGGAUUGGUGCUGAUACAAGGAGUGUUCUCGCAGGAUCACAUCGCAAAAAAACUAGUUCAGCGAAUUCCACACCGGGACGAGUAUAUACGUAAACGUCUGUAAUCAGCGGGGUAAGCUACGAUCAAGCAGCAGACUUUGCACGAAUAUCGAGCGUGUGAGACGGUUGUGAGAUAAAAGUCGAGAAGUAUCGAGUAAUUUGUAUCGAAAGGCAAACUAUUUGACAAAAAGUACAAAAGAUGGCGAAAAAAUUCUGUCCUGAUAAGGAGCUAUCAUCUAAUAAAGAAAUAAAUAAGUUAUCUCCAAUAUCGUUCGAAAUGGUUGUGGAUGAACAUACCAAGCCAUUGAAGAAAAAGAAGAAGCUCUUCGUGAAACUCCAACCAAUACAAGAGCAUAAAAAUGAGAAUGUUCCAAUCUCUCCGAGAAAAUGCAAAAGAAUUGGAAGUACGGAGGAUUCUCCUGCUUUUUCUUAUACUCAGCCAGUAGUGACUAAAAAUGCUUUUAAAAAAUUAGAAGAAAUAAAGAAGGAUAUCGUUCAAUGGAAUAUUCAGGCCUUAAAGAAGAGUUCAUCUCAUGAAAAUAUUCAGGUCGUGAAAAAGGAGUCCUGUGCCGAUAAUGAAAAAAUGGUACCAGAGAUCGAAGUACCAAGUGAUUCUUCGUCUUCUCACGAAGUUUCAACGGCAGAGGGGACAUCGUUUUCUCACGAUGACGUCGAUUGGAACGAAAUAGACGAGGGGGUUUUGAACGAAAAUGUACAAACCAUGGAUGAGGUGCCCUCUGAUAAGAAUGAUCAGUCGGUACAAGAAGAGUCUUCUAAUAAGAACAUCCAGAGUAAAGACGAGGAAUUUCUUCAUGAGUCUCUCGAUAAAACUAUUCAGGCCGAAGAGGAGGAAUACUGUCACGAAAAUGUUCAGACCGUGGAAGAGGGACAUUCUCAUAAAAAUGAUCAGUCGGUACAAACGAAGUCUUCUCAUGGGAAUGUUCAGAUCAUGGAAGAAAGUUCUUCCUAUAGCAAUACUGAGGAACUAUACAAGAACUUAUUGACGGUAUUCCAGACAAUAAAAAAUCUUUUCUUCCAUGAAAAUGUUUCAACCUGCAAGGAGAUUUUAAAGGAGAUUCUUAGUGAAAAUAUCCAGAAUUUGGAAAAGCAACUCUCUCAUAAGGAUGAUAUCAUAAGGUUGCUAUCAGAGAAGCCUUACUGUAAGAAAAAACAGGAAGGAUCUUCCCAUGAAAAGGUUCAGGCCGUAGAAGAAAGUUUUUCCCAUAGCGAUAUCGAGGAAAUACGCAAGAACUUAUUGACGAUACUCCAAACAAUAAGAAAUCAUUUCUUUCAUGAAAAUGUUAAAGUUUCCGUGGAGGUUCCAGAAGACAUUCUCAAUGAAAACGUCCAGAACUUGGAAGAGCGACUCGCUUCUAAGAAUGAUCAGUUGAUACAAGAGAAAUCUUGCUAUGGAAAAAAUCAGACAAUACAAGAGAAGUAUUCGUACAAAAGUGACCAAGAUGGACAGGAAGGAUUUUCCGAUGAAAAUGUUCAGACUAUGGGUGAGAAAUUCCCUCGUAGAAAUGAUCAGUUGGUACAAGAGGAGUCUUCUCACGAGAACCUCCAGGGAGGAGACGGAGAGUUUCUUCGCGAGUUUCUCGAUAAGUCUAUUCAGACCGUAGAGAAGAAAUACUCUCAUGAGACUGUGGAAAAAGAUUGUUCUCAUAGGAAUGAGGAGUUGGCACAAGAAAAGUCUUCUCACGAGAACGUUCAAGCCAUGGAAGAGAACUCUUCCCAUAACAAUACCGAAGAACUACGCAAGAACUUAUUGACGAUACUCGAAACAAUAAAAAAUCUUUUCUUCCGUGAAAAUUUUCAAACCUCCAAGGAAGUUCUAAAGGAGAUCCUCAGAGAAAAUAUGCAGAACUUGGAAAAGCAACUUUCUCGUAAGAAUGAUCAGUUGAUACGAGAGAAGCCUCACUAUAAAAAGAAUCAGCCGACACGAGGAGAGUAUUCGUACGAAGAUGACCAGGACGAACAGGAAGGAUCUUCUCAUGGAAAUGUUCAAGUUAUACGGAGUUAUGAGGAGUCUUCUCAUGGGAAUGAUCCGCUGGUACAAAAGGAGUCCUUCCAGAAGGAACCAGAAAAACUCUUGUGUAAAAAUAAUAGCGAUAUAGAGAAUGGGUCCUCCGACAUACAUCAGAUAAUAGAAGAUCAAGUGGCAGAGGUGCAAAUCAUCCAAGAAAACAAAGGAUGUUGCAUAUGGUUACAAAAAAUAUCAGUAGAACCAACUAUGUGGUUAUAUAUGAUGGCCUUCAUGUUCACAUCAGUGGUUGAGCAAGCCUUUUUCGUACAUAAAGCGUGCCGGGUGGAUCAUGGAUACUCGGAAGAAAUCUGUCUGCACCUGAACGAGAAUAAGAACAUACAAACCGAAGUGCAGAAAACCGUCUCGGAAUUCCAGCAAUGGUACAAUCUCGCCGGACAUAUCAUCCCUAUCAUUUUAGCGUUAUUCUUCGGCAACUGGAGCGACCGGCGCGGACGCAAAUUGCCGCUCGUCAUCGGUCUGAUAGGCAAAUUGAUUUACUCCUUCAUGAUCGUGAUCAAUUCCCUAAUGCCGAAUUGGAAUCUGAAUAUGGUGAUAUACACGGCUGUUGUACCGAUGGGUCUACUGGGCGGCGACGUUAUAAUCUUUGGCAGCUGCUUCGCUUAUUUAACGGACAUAUGUUCGUACGAAGAGAGAACUAUGAGGAUCACGAUUCUGGAUAUCGUGUACCUCAGUACUAUGCCUACGGGUAUCGCACUUGGAUCUUACGUAUUCGCCAAUGUGGUCAACUCAUCUUACACGAUUAUGUUCGCCAUAAACGCGAGCUUGCUCAUACUGGCAAUUGUUUACUCGCUCGUGAGACUCAAAUGGCAAUCGUCGCCGGAACAACAAUCACUCAUCGGCGUUAAUUUUCUGAAGGAUUUCUUCGACACCGAUCAUGUUCGACAGACUUUGAGUAUGAUGAUUAAAUCGAGGCAAAAUAACGCAAGAGCAUGCUUAGCACUAGUCAUGUUGUCGAUGUGCUUGUACACGUUCCAACGGGAAGAGCGGUCCAUGAGCUACCUGUAUACUCAGCUGGUCUUCAAUUGGGACGUAGUAACAUUCAGUUACUUCCGAACGUUUCAGUCAUCGUUUUACGUGGCAGCGAUGCUGCUUGCAAUGCCAUUGAUGAAACAUACUCGAAUGAAGGAUACUGCGAUCACAAUAGUCGGGGCAAUAUCACAUGCAACAGGAAGACUGGUAUUUAUCGCAGCGAACAGAGGGGAAUUAUUUUAUGUUGGUGCUGUCGCCGCCGCAUUAGGACCCGUGGUGGCUCCUGCGCUUAGAUCUAUGGCUUCUAAAUAUGUACUGGUAGAAGAGCGAGGGAAGGUGUUUGCGAUACUCUCCGUAUUCGACAAUGCAGUCCCGCUAAUCAGCAGUGUUUUGUACUCGCAAAUUUACAACGCCACCAUCUACACGGUGCCAAACUUUAUAUAUUGGUUGACAUUUAUAACGCAAAUAUGUGUUAUAUUAUUGGCUAUAGUAAUCAGCUUGGCACCGUGGAAUACACGCGCGAUAAGAAGAUUGUUUUAUAACAAUGAACUUUUAGAAUCCACGUAACUAAUCAAUAAUCUAUUUUAUAAAUAUUUUAUAGUAUUUUUUGUUGUACUUUUUCUUUAAAAAUUUUAUCUUUAAAAGUUAUUACGGUAAACAGCUAUUCACCGAUGAUCUUAGAAUAUUUAAUUCCAUUUGUUGUAUACAUAUUAUGUAUCUAAGAUCAUCGGGAACACAAGUUUUAUCUAAGACAGAUGUUUAUAUCUGCAACAUUUACAAUUUAGAUCAUAAAAUAUUUCGGGAAGUUAAUGCAAAGAUCCUAAUUUGAAAUUUACUUCAGAUUUAAUUUAGAUUUACUUUAAUCGAUAAGUUACGAUAAAAUUCUGUUCAUAAUAUUU